AUGUCCAAGCCAAAGACCGACAACGCCUCGCUCUCCGCCACCACCCAAAUCCCCCAAAACGAACAUCCCGCAAAGCUAUCUCAAUACACUGGUCUCGAGCACUUGCCAGCUGCGGCUAGGUUUCCUUCGGUCGUCAACCCGCUCAGCAUCAGAGUCCAGGAUGGCACCGAUGGCACAUUUCCCGCAUUUCUACACCUGCCUGAGAACUAUCAAAAUCAGCAAAGCACAGCCGCAAUCCUUCUUUCGGGAGCUGGUGGUGGUGUGGUAGGCCCCUCUAGCAUUUACCUCAGCAUGGCGGACAAAUUGGCCUCUUUGCAGCAUGGCCUUCCCGUUUUACGCAUGGAUUAUCGCUUCCCAGCUCGCAACAAAUGUUGCGUCCCCGACGUACUGGCAGCCAUGGACUAUUUACAAGCCCAGCACAAUGUCAAGCGCUUCGUUCUAAUCGGGUGGUCCUUUGGUGGCGCUCCCGUAUUUACGGUUGGUGGUCAAGACUCCAGAGUUGUAGGCUGCGCGACUGUCGCUUCCCAAACCGCAGAGACAGAAGGUAUUAGGGCGAUAGGAAGAAGAAGUGUUCCGGUUCUGCUCUUGCACGGUACUGGUGAUCGUAUACUGAGUUCGCAGUGCAGUGAGAGACUGUACAAUAUGUAUGGAUCAAAGGGACAAAGGAAGGCGCAUUAUUUCGAUGGGGACGAUCAUGCCCUCACAAGGAACAGCGCCGAGGCUGAAAAGAUGUUGUGUGAGUUCAUCACGGGCAUAGCUGGAUUGAAGUUAGAAAGUGUUGAGAGGGAGAUGGUGAAUAGAAGUCUUGUUGACGAGGGAGACAAGACUGAGGCGAUGAAGAGGGGUGGUGAUUUGAGAGGUGCCGAGAGCAUUGAGUAG
Messenger RNA from Aureobasidium vineae, 879 nucleotides. The record is from the annotation of a GenBank genome assembly. NCBI's taxonomy places the organism in Eukaryota, Fungi, Ascomycota, Dothideomycetes, Dothideales, Saccotheciaceae.